Messenger RNA from Sphaeroforma arctica JP610, 1286 nucleotides. RefSeq lists its product as hypothetical. The transcript has a single exon. The record is from RefSeq and is a predicted model, not a curated record. Bases 99 to 1214 code for a protein of 371 amino acids. NCBI's taxonomy places the organism in Eukaryota, Ichthyosporea, Ichthyophonida.
CGCUCGUGUCAAAGAUGUGACUCCAAAGCAGAAGCAGCCCUCCUUGUGCAUGUAGUCCUAUACAUCAUUACAACAUACACAUUGAUCGUCUCGCGGAUAUGCCAGACGUAACAGACGGUGCAAUGCAACAGCGGCCCACCCCGGUAGGGCCCGUGAUGAUGGAGGUGGUAGACCGGCUAGUUAGUAAUACCGAGACCAUCGACCGCAUCAUGGGAGAGGAGACGGUGACCACAAGCUUAUUUCAUUUCGAAUGCCAGACACCGGGCUUUACCACCGUCAAGGAGGUCGAGAAAACCGUGAAUGUACCCGCCUUCCUGGCGUCGUUCAGGUUCGUUAAAGAAUUGGAGAUGGCUGAGUUUACCACACAACUUCGGCACAACAUUGACUUGGGUGCAUACGGCACCUGGGACCAGGUGCUUGCGUUGCACAACAAGCUGAAGGACGUCUUGCUGAGGAUGAUACAAAACCCUGAUCUGGCCGCGCGUAUAGCGGCGCCAGUGCUGGUGAACCUCAAGAACGUCGAGACGGUCUUGCAAUCGGUGGAGACGAAUCUGUACGACAUCAGCGCGAAAUCACGGCUUCACGAAGUGCAGGACGAGUGCGAUCGGAUCAACCAGCAGAUGUUGGAUCUCAUUGUAGGGGUCGGAGGGUCGUACGAGCACCGCUACCACGACUCGGCGAUACUGAAGUCACAGCCCUAUCUGAUUAGCUGCCUAGUGUCCCAGGGAUGGUACCCCUGCCAAGACACCCGGCUGGCAUACCGUGCGACCCGAGAUGGCUUCGCGGCGUACGAUAUGUACGACAACUGUUUACAUCUCAAGGACCGCUGUGCGAUUGUUCUGUUCCGCGACGCCUACGACAAUGUGAUCGGCGGUAGUGUGAAUGUGUGGUCUGUGCCCGAUACCCAGGGCGCCGGAGUGUCCAUCUUCACGCUGGCCAACAACGGCAUCACGCCGCCCACUCGCUUCCACUUCAACUACAUACGCUCUGGUACUAACAACGGGCACGUCACUCCACGCCUAGCCACGGUGGCGAGCAGAACGGCGGGGAUUGCCUGGGGGCGCAACGAUUUGAAGUACGACGGAGAGUUUGUGAGUGCGUCCAACUUUCCGGAUACCUACAUCGACACCACGGGCUUGGGCCCCAAAGUGUUUGGGGUCAGGACCAGUGUUAUUCCUGAGGAGAUUGAAGUCUACGAGUUGGUCACAUACUAGUUGGCCAUAGGUAGGUAGGUAGGGAGGGGUCGAUUGCCUUUUGGUUUGGAUCGCAAAGCGGAUUAGCGGCGG